AUGACUCAGUUAAACAUUAUGGAUCACAUUCUUUAUGAUUCUCAGCGACAGGGACGAAUCUCUUUUUAUAUGACCAACUUUGGAGAAGAGGGAGCCCAUGUAGGAUCGGCAGCAGCUCUUAGCAAUAAAGAUCUUAUUUAUGGUCAGUACCGCGAAGUUGGUGUAUUGAUGUGGAGAAAUUUCCCACUUGAAAAUUUCAUGAAUCAAUGCUAUGGAAAUCAUAAAGACAUAGGAAAAGGACGACAGAUGCCUAUACACUACGGUUCCGUGGAGCAUAAUUUCGUCACAAUCUCCAGUCCGCUUACUACCCAACUACCGCAGGCAGUUGGAACGGCGUAUGCAUUCAAGCGUAAGCCAAAUAACGACCGCAUCGUUGUCUGUUACUUUGGCGAUGGAGCAGCGUCAGAGGGUGACUGUCAUGCCGCGUUCAACUUCGCUACGACAUUGGUAUGUUUUCUGUAA
Messenger RNA from Cylicostephanus goldi, 462 nucleotides. The record is from the annotation of a GenBank genome assembly. NCBI's taxonomy places the organism in Eukaryota, Metazoa, Nematoda, Chromadorea, Rhabditida, Strongylidae.